Messenger RNA from Drosophila guanche, 1490 nucleotides. RefSeq lists its product as uncharacterized. Gene Ontology annotation, molecular function: protein binding. Lineage: Eukaryota; Metazoa; Arthropoda; Insecta; Diptera; Drosophilidae. The transcript has a single exon. Bases 55 to 1011 code for a protein of 318 amino acids. The record is from RefSeq and is a predicted model, not a curated record.
UUUCACAACAAAUCGGACUGUUCAUUUUAGUAAAUAUUGAAAUUAUAUUUCGCCAUGGAGAGGCUAAACGAUGAUUGUGUGUGCCAUAUACUGGAGUACCUGCCGCUGGUGGAUCAAAUAAAGAUGUGCCGACUGUCGCCACGCUUCCGGGAGGUGCUCUGCCUGAUUGUGUGGAGGAAGCCGCGGUAUCGGAACGUCUCCGUAUCCGAUGCCAUGCUGAAGCCUUUGAGCAAAACGGACUACGUCUACUUCUUUGAGCUGACCAGCGCCGCCAUGGAGGAGCUGUACAUAUGGAAUGUUCAUUCAAAGGCAUUCGAUUCGUACCUGGGACGCCACCUGCUGCGCCCCGAACUGAGCUUCUAUCUGCGUCGAGACUUUAGUAAUCUGAAAGAGCUUUGCAUUGCAGAUGAAAACAUGAACAACAGCAUGGUCAACACAGUAGCUAAGAACUGUCGCCAGUUACGCUGUCUGAGCGUGUCCAGCGCCUAUGUGACGGGCAAGCACAUGAUCGGUCUGACCAAGCUCGAGUCGCUGGUAGCCCGUGAAUGCUCCAUUGAGACGGAGCACCUAAGAGAGAUACUGGAUCAGCUGUCGCUGACCCAUCUGGAUCUCACCGCCAACAGGUACCAAGUGGAGGAGACCAUCCUUCAGAGUGCGGGCGCCAAGCGUCUCCAGCGUCUGGGAAUAUCCGAUGCUCAGGACUAUGGCUUUCUCUUGGCCGACCAUCUGCCGCAGCUAACCACACUGACGGUUAGCUACCACAAGGUGACGCCCCAAGAUCAGCUUGAUAUGUUGGAAACUACACGUAGACGGGUUGAGGACUCGCCCGGUAAAUUUCCCAAGAGACUGCAAUCGAUUCUGUGCAAUGUUGUGGAUGUGGAGGUCGCUCUCGAGCAGAUUGCUGGUCUCGAGAAGCGUCAUCCUAGAGAUACACCAAAGUUUAAUGAGAUUCUAAAAAUUAUGUACUUUCUGUCCAAGCCAGUGGGGAGCGACAAGACGACGCCCCCUUGAGAUUGUUAUUGGUCUAGAUGUUUGCCUAUGCUAACAGAUAAGUUUCACCCAAACGAUGAGCCGUACUGACAGGAGUAGUUCUGCAAAUUCCCAGUAAUUCCCUAGUCUAAUUGUUACUCUCUAUUGCUAAGGUUACUUUACUUUUGUUAUGUUUUGCGGCAGCCCCUUUGUGUUUCUAGGAGGAACUCUGUCGGAUGUGGCUGUGAUAGUAUUUCAGUGACUUGUUAAACGUUUCCCUAAUAUUUGUGUAGGUUUGUUUUAAAAAUGAACGUACAGCUUUACCUGUUUCUGUUGCGUCAAGGAUGUCAACUAACGAACCGAUUCUCGAUCAACCCAACGUAAGUAGGGAGCACGAGAUGACGCUUUCGAUCCGUUGGUCCUUUUGUACCAUAUAUGUAUGUCGUGACAUCCCAUUAGGAUUAGAAUCGCAUCGCUUUGUUCUAUGUGUAAAUAAAUGUUGUUUGUUCUCUAAUCGUAAA